Ambispora leptoticha is the source of this 586-nucleotide messenger RNA. Lineage: Eukaryota; Fungi; Glomeromycota; Glomeromycetes; Archaeosporales; Ambisporaceae. The record is from the annotation of a GenBank genome assembly.
UGGAGAGAUAGAGAGCGCAUUACGUAAACAACAUCGAAACCAGACAAAAGGCCAAAAGCCUCGGGUAAUGCUUGGGUCAAAUCACGACGGGAUUCUAAAGAUUUACAUGAAUGCAAGUGAGAUAGAGAUUGGAUUCUUAGAGGUUGUAGGGAACGCAAUGGUUGUGGAUCUUAAAAAAUGUCGUGAAGAUCUGGAGAAAUUGUUUAAGGUGAUGCAGUUGUCAAUAUUUUACCAGCGACAGCACCACCUACGACGUAAUGCAACAGAAGAACAACUUGACUGCCUUCAAAGUUUUGGUGUAUUUGUGUACCAGCGCGAGACAACAAUCUACACAAUGCACCGUUAUAAAGGAGGUUUGCACAUUGUUGACAUCCUUACAAACUUCACGAUUCCGGACAACAAGGACCAGGCAUAUGUGCUAGAUGAAAUCGUAGAAAAAGUGUAUUUUUUUAAGAGCCGUGUAAUGGAUUAUUACGUUAAGUUGCAGGAAAUCUCGCGGAAGGCGCAGAAAUAUACUCCCUCAAAUGAAAAUCCGUUAGAAGCGUCACCAGCCAAAAAAAACAAUCGCAAAACGAAUCAAGGAUAG